Pocillopora meandrina is the source of this 1346-nucleotide messenger RNA. The record is from the annotation of a GenBank genome assembly. NCBI's taxonomy places the organism in Eukaryota, Metazoa, Cnidaria, Anthozoa, Scleractinia, Pocilloporidae.
UGUUUACAUGUACCUUGUCUUUUGCAUAGUUUAAACUUGAAUCGACUGGUCACGCUUCACUUUGACUCCAAAGCAAUCUCCAUUUACUGUCACACUGGAGAUUUUGGGUGUGGAGAUGGAGCAUGGACGCCAGUCAUGAAGAUUGACGGCAGCAAGGUAUGGUUUUAAUCCAUCUUGUGCGUAACGAAACUAACGUUCGAUCAGUCAAAACGUGAGCCAGAAAAACCAGAUAAGAUAGAGCUAAUCAAGAAUUGCAUGCUCAUUUUUGUGUCAAACAAGCACGCUGUCCACCGCAAGAAUAAAAUAUCCAGAAUUGUAGCAACUGUAGCUAUUUAAAUGGAACACAGCUAAACGAGUCACGACAACAAAUGAAAUUACCCUAUUAACGUUAGUUAUGGCCUCUGCAAAGUUUUCUUAGUUGUUAAUUUUUUGAAAGACAAGAUUAACGUGGGUUAGGAUCCCUAUCAAUUCUCUUUUUUGACAAUUUGAACUCAAACAUUCGAGACACCUCAAACAAAAAAAUCGUGGCGAAAGUGGCUUAAAAAUAAAGGAUAUUUCAAAAGCAGCUCCAGCUUGACAAUGCACGCCCUUCAUGAAACAUGUAGAACCUUUAAGUCCUAAAAUGGAAAGCAGCUCUUUAUGUUUUCCCUCUCUUGUAGUGCUGUGAUUCUAAGAUUGGUUUAUUUGUGAGAAUUUAAUCAAUGCAUUCCGGACGAGGUCUGAGCGGGUGUGCUUGACUAACGGUUGAUUGGAGAUGUCCUCGCCAUCUCCAAAAGUAUUCCCAUUAGUUACCAAAUUUAUUCAAAAUGAUUUUAAAAUCAUUUUAGAGCACCUUUCACUACAGUUCAAGCUACUGGACGGAUAAAAUUGAAUACAGCGUCUUGGGAGGAGCAACUAGACUUGAUUCACUAGAGACCAAGCUACCGACCUACUGGAACACACCCUUUUCAAAGAUCUGUCUUGAUAUGAAGAUUGGGCAACAGCUGAACUUUAUCGUCAUCGAGAGGCAGGCUGACUCUCUGUACUCACUGAUCGCUGACGGGCAAUAUCGCAACACAUCACUGGGUCGUGAGAAGUGGAAAUUGCUAAUUGGUUCACAAGCCUCCUUACAGUACCAUUGUGAUAAGAAAGGGUUCAACGCUGUUUGUAGCUGGAGUGAAACGUCCAAAGCUAGAAUUGGUAUCUUGAGUAACAAUGAAGAUCUUUGCUCCAGUUGUGAUUCCAGAAUCGGCUUUGGGACGGGAGGGACUCCAGAUGAUUCGAACACAUGCGGAAACUCCGCAGUGUACCUACCAGAUAACGGUAAUAAACUCAUCAAGGCCAUGGGAUAUAUCUUGGUUCAGUGA